AUGUUGAAGCCUGCUGCCGUCUGGAGCGCGUCCAGGUGCCUGUGCCUGGCAGCUUGCGCCUUGUCCGCCCGCUUUAUCCCAAACCACGACUUCUCGCACGACCUCACAACCGAGGCCGGCUGCCUCUCCUUUCUCGUUCGGUGGGACGCCCUCUACUUCUACCGCAUCGCAAAGCACGGAUACACAGAAGAGAACAUGACUGCAUUUUUUCCGCUUUAUCCGAUGCUGAUCCGGGCGCUUGCCUGGCUCGGGCUUUCCUACACGCUCUCAGGAGCCCUGAUCUCUAACGGGUCGUUCCUGGCUUCCGCUCUUGUCCUGCACAGAGUAACCGAAAAGUUCCUCGGCGAGAAAAACGCCCUCAGAGCGUGCAUUCUCUUCUGUUUUAGCCCGUGCUCUGUCAUAUACUCGGCCCUCUACACUGAGGCUAUUUUCUGCCUGUUUGUGCUUCUUGCAGUCCGCUCUGCGCUCUCCAGGAAUGCCCGCCCGCUGGCCUUUCUGUGGGUCUCCUUGGCCUCUGCAGUUCGCUCAAACGGCUUCAUUCUCGCGCCUUUGGUUCUUCUUGAAACGUACUACAAGAGAAUGCACAGGCUUGCCCUGGGGCUUUGCGCCCUGCCUUUGGUUACAUUCCUGGGCAUACAAGCGUACUGGUGGACCACUAGAUUUCCGCACAUUUCCACCCUUCCGUACUCGUACGUGCAGGCGGUCUAUUGGGAGCAGGGGUUUCUCGAGUUUUACAAACACCCAAAAAAUAUUCCAAAUCUCAUAGUUGGGCUUCCGUUUGUUCUUUUGUCCUGCAUCGUCUUGGGCAGCUACGCCCGAAGAGAAAUAAGCGUGGGGCGCGCACUCGUUGACGAGGCUAAAAGAGCCGGACCUUUCGAGGCGUGGAGAAAAGUCUUCGAAGCGCCCGCUCGGGCAGAAGUGCCGGUACUUGGCAGAAAAGCCGGCUCCGCGCACACAGAAGAGGGCGCAGGAAACAAAAAGAAGGCGCGCGAAAGCAGGCAUGGCGCGUUUUGGGUGCUGAGGCUGUUCCUGCAGUGCGUGCUUCUCUUUCAGGUCGUGCUCUCUCUCUUUUUCAUACACAUGAACAUGCACUUUAGGUUUGUCUCGUACAACCCUGCUGUGUACUGGGAGCUGGCCGAGAUCUUCAAGAAGGGAGGAUUCUGGAAGCUUCUUCUGUUCGGAUACAUAUGCUUUGGGUUCGCAUAUUCCGUGCUGUACGGAGCAUAUUUCCCGCCCGCAUAG
Molecule: messenger RNA, 1242 nt
Organism: Nematocida major
Lineage: Eukaryota; Fungi; Microsporidia
Product: GPI mannosyltransferase 2
Exons: 1
Coding region: 1-1242 (413 amino acids)
Biological process (GO): GPI anchor biosynthetic process
Cellular component (GO): mannosyltransferase complex; endoplasmic reticulum membrane
Molecular function (GO): GPI mannosyltransferase activity; alpha-1,6-mannosyltransferase activity
Source: RefSeq, a predicted model, not a curated record